Messenger RNA from Betta splendens (Siamese fighting fish), 1584 nucleotides. Its product is annotated as alpha-1-antitrypsin homolog. Gene Ontology annotation, molecular function: serine-type endopeptidase inhibitor activity. Gene Ontology annotation, biological process: negative regulation of endopeptidase activity. Bases 56 to 1291 code for a protein of 411 amino acids. The transcript is spliced from 5 exons. The record is from RefSeq and is a predicted model, not a curated record. Lineage: Eukaryota; Metazoa; Chordata; Actinopteri; Anabantiformes; Osphronemidae.
AUGGGGCCGUUUCUGACAAACUCCCUGCAGCAAGAGGACACUAAAGGCUGUAACGAUGUACGGUAUCUCCACAACGUGUGCGCUGGCGGCGCUGCUGCUGCUGGCCGUGGCAAGGGCCGACCACCACGAGCACCACGAGCACCAGGGCUCCGACCACAGCCACGAGGGAGAGCUGAGCUGCCACAGCCUGUCCCCCCCGAACGCCGACUUUGCCUUCGCCCUCUACAAGAACUUCAACGCCAAGACCGCCGCCGGGAAGAACAUCUUCUACUCGCCGCUGGGCAUUUCCACCGCUCUGGCCAUGUUGGCCACGGGGGCCGGUGGUGACACCCACAGCCAGCUGUUCUCCACCCUGGGCUACGGCGGCAUGAGCCAGCUGAAGGUCAACGAGGCCUACGAGCAUCUCUUCCACAUGCUGAGCCACAGCCAGAAGAACCAGGUCCUGGACGUGGGCAACGGCGUUGCCGUGCGCACCGGCUUCGACCCCCUGGAGAAGUUCCUGAAGGAUAUCAAGCAUUUCUAUUCUGGAGAGAUCUUCAAGGUUGAUUUCAGCAACCCUGCUGAGGCCGCAGCUGAAAUCAACUCGUUCAUAGCCAGUAAGACGCAGGACAAGAUCAAAGAUAUGGUGAAGGACUUGGACCCUACAUUGGCCAUGGUGCUGAUCAACUAUGUCUACUUCAGAGGACAGUGGGAGAAACCCUUUAACAGCAACCUGACACGCAAGGCCGACUUCCACGUGGACGACAGCACCAAAGUCCAGGUGGACAUGAUGGAGAGAAUGGGUCGCUACGACUACUACCAGGACCUCGACAACCACACUUCUGUCAUCCUGCUGCCGUACAAAGGCAACACCUCCAUGAUGAUCGUCCUGCCCGAUGAGGGAAAAAUGCAGGAGGUGGAGGGCUCCAUCAACAAGGAAUACAUCAGGCACUGGCACAACAAGCUGAGGAGGAUGUCCGUCACUCUGCACAUGCCCAAGUUCUCGAUCUCGGCCGAGGCGUCGCUGGCCAGCACGCUCAAGGAGCUGGGAAUAACCAAUGCGUUCACCGACGCCGCCGAUUUCUCCGGCAUUUCCGAAAAGAUCAGGCUCAAAGUGGGCAAGGUUUCCCACAAGGCCGUGCUGAGCGUGGACGAGACGGGGACGGAGGCGGCGGCCACCACCGUCCUGGAGAUCAUGCCCAUGAGCCUGCCCGACACCAUGCUCCUGAACAGGCCCUUCCUGGUCUUCAUCCUGGAGCAUUCCGGCAAGAGCAUCCUCUUCAUGGGCAAGAUCAGCAACCCCACGGCGUGAGGACGCUCCCCGACCGAACACAUCACACAGAACAGGAAGCCACAGACACUAAGAGCGUCGGUCUGAUGAACGAGACGACAGAUUAGUCACAAAUACCACAACUCAUUAAUCUGUUCACAGCCUCUUGCCUUGACAUUUAACAUCAUAUUACAUCUAGAACACUGUUACAUGAGGUACAUAAGUAAUAAAAGCUCCACACAGCUGACACACUGCACCCACUUGUUUUUUUCACUGUUGUUUUCUCAUCACGUUUCAACAUGAAGCGAAUAUGAAUAAAAACUUGGUCCCAAACA